AUGAAAACUCAAGAUUUAAAUAAGCUUAUUACUAAAAUCCCCAGAAACUAUAGUAAUGAAAUCAUAAGACUUUUCAGAGAGAUAAAUACAUUCAACUUAUGCCACCCAAACAUCACUAAAUUCUUCGAAUCAUACUUCACAUUUGAUGAUUAAUUUGUAAUAAUAACUGAACUAGCUGAGAAUGACCUUAAAUCUUAUAGAUAGGCGAAUUCAAGAAUCACCAACGAUAAAAUCAUGGAUAUAAUGGUCUAGAUAAUGAGAGGGACUAAUUAUCUACAUAACCAAAAUAUAAUGCAUAGAGACUUAAGUCCUGACAAUAUACUUGUUUUUGAUAAUGGAACUAAAUUUAAACUCUGCGAUUUCGGACUAGCCACUCCAAAUGGUUUGUCAAUCGCUUAUACAGGCAAACUGUACUUUAAAGCACCAGAAAUAAAUUAAGAUGAAGAAUAUAGUUACAACCACUAAGUUGAUAUAUGGUCAGCAGGAGUUAUUCUUUACUAUUUGUGUACUGAAGAAUAUUCGAAAAUAUUUGAGACAUUACUUAACAAGAUGCUCAGAUAUAAACCUUUGGAUAGACCACAGGCACUUGAAGUUCUCUCUGAUUUGUAUAUACUUAUGGGAAAACCUCUAAACAAUCAUAUAGAAGAGGAAGAAAAAGGAGAUGAUUAGUAGCAAAAAGCUUUUUCUAUCACUCUUUAAUCAACUAAUGAAAAAUACCAAGGAGAAAUUGAUUAAAGUACCAAAAAGCCAGAUGGAAGAGGCAGGUUAUUAUAUCCAAAGGGAUCAAUAUAGGAGGGUGUCUGGAAAGAUAAUUAACUAAAUGGCAGAGAAAUAAAUUCGAUAGGAAAUUACUAUAUAGGAGAGCUUAAAGAUUUCUAAUGUCAUGGUUACGGUAAAAGAUUUUGGGAUGAUGGAGAUUUUUACGAAGGAUAUUUCAUAAAUGAUAAUAUAGAAGGUCUUGGUUUGUAUAAAUGGAGUAAUGAUACUUAAUGCUAUGGUCAAUGGUCUAAUGGAAUGUUACAAGGUUUAGGAGUAUUCAUAAGUAAGAAUGGAAAUAUUUAAGUAGGAUAAUUUAUAAAAGGCGAGAAUCAUGGCAUUUCGAUGAUUAUUCCAAAAGAUGGAAGCUAGAUAAUGAUCAAGAGAUUUGAAAAUAACAAAUGCAAAGAGACAUUACUCAAAGUAGAUAAUAAGAAUAAAUGA
Molecule: messenger RNA, 1200 nt
Organism: Stylonychia lemnae
Lineage: Eukaryota; Ciliophora; Spirotrichea; Sporadotrichida; Oxytrichidae
Source: the annotation of a GenBank genome assembly